This is a messenger RNA of Ornithorhynchus anatinus (platypus), 1037 nucleotides long. Its product is annotated as neuferricin. The record is from RefSeq and is a predicted model, not a curated record. Gene Ontology annotation, cellular component: membrane; endomembrane system. The transcript has 4 exons. NCBI's taxonomy places the organism in Eukaryota, Metazoa, Chordata, Mammalia, Monotremata, Ornithorhynchidae. Bases 16 to 810 code for a protein of 264 amino acids.
GUGCCCUCAUCCAAGAUGGCGGCGCCGACCCUCCCGCGGCCGCCAUGUUGGGUCCGGGCGGCCGGCGGGGCGGUGGCGGCGGGCCUGGCCGCGGCCUGGCUGCUGGGCCGGCCGGCCGGGCCCCGCCUGCUGAGGCCGGCCGAGCUGGGCCAAUACCGGGGCGGCGGCCGGGCCCCGGGGCUCUUCCUCGCCGUGCUGGGCCGCGUCUUCGACGUGCUCCCCGGCGGCGGCCACUACGGGCCCGGCCGGCCCUACAGCCACUUCGCAGGCCGUGAUGCCUCACGAGCGUUCGUCACCGGGGACUUCAGUGAAACGGGCCUGGUGGAUGAUGUGUCCGACCUGUCGCCUGCCCAGAUGCUGACGCUGCACAACUGGCUCUUGUUCUACGAGAAGAACUACGAGUUUGUCGGGAAGCUGGUCGGGAGGUUCUACGGGGAGGACGGCGAGCCCACGCAGGCCCUGGUGCUCGCCGAGGCCGCCAUCGCCGAAGGGCUCCGGGCCCGGGCCCGGGACGACGAGCUGAAGCGCCAGUUCCCGCCGUGCAACUCGGAGUGGAGCGCCGCCGGCGGCAGCCGGUUCUGGUGCUCCAGGCAGAGCGGGGGCGUGAGCAGGGACUGGGUUGGCGUCCCUCGCCGGCUGUACCAGCCCGGCCCCACGGGCCCCCAGUGCGUCUGCGUGCGGCCCACGGGGCCCCCCUCCGACCGGCGGGCGGAGGCGGAGGACCGCGGCCGAGGAGACCUGGACCACCCGAGCCUGCAGGAGUUCGAGGGCUGCGCCCCCCUAGCCGCCGCCUGCGUCCCGCGGGGCUGAGCUGGACGCCGGGGGCCCCGCGUCACCCCUCACCGGAUCGGGGACCCCGCGUCACCCCUCGCCCGAAGGGGGGCUGGACAGGAGCGGGGGAAGCCGGGCCCUGGGACCGCACCGCUUCUGGGCAUCGUGCUGACCUGAGCACCCGGGAGGCCCCACCCUCCCUCGCGCAAGCACUUCCAGUCUGGGAACAUUCCAACCGUUCAAAUAAAAGACAUUUCAUCAUCCUC